Messenger RNA from Balaenoptera acutorostrata (minke whale), 1102 nucleotides. It is a transcript of the gene ZNF487, whose product is annotated as zinc finger protein 487. The record is from RefSeq and is a predicted model, not a curated record. Gene Ontology annotation, biological process: regulation of DNA-templated transcription. The transcript has 4 exons. NCBI's taxonomy places the organism in Eukaryota, Metazoa, Chordata, Mammalia, Artiodactyla, Balaenopteridae. The coding region runs from base 25 to 993 and encodes 322 amino acids.
AAACCACUGAGCCCAAGAGGAUGAAUGACCAGUGCACACAAAUCCUUGGGGUACAACUUGAUGAAUUUUUCAUACGCGCUGCAGCUGGAUAGCUAUCACCCAGCUCAAGAUAAAGGGCAUUUUCUGUACCGCAGAAGGCUUCUUUUCUUUCCAAGACUGUACUUGCCGACUCAGUCAAAGGGGCCAGUGUCAUUUGAGGAUGUGACUAUGGGCUUCACCCAGGAGGAGUGGCAGCACCUGGACCCUGCUCAGAGGACCCUGUACAGGGACGUGAUGCUGGAGAACUAUAGCCACCUCAUCUCAGUGGGUAGGGAUUGUAUAAUUUUUGACCUGAUGGAGAAGAGCCAGGAAAAGGAAGUCCAGCAUUGGUGGAAAGUUGAUUUUGUCAGCAACAAAACACCGACUAAAGAGAGAAAUAGUGUAUUAGGGAAAACAUUUUCUCUGGAUACAAACUCUAUUUUAUCAAGAAAGAUACCUGGUAAAUAUGACUCAUAUGGAAUGAAUUUGGAUUCUCUUUCAGAAUUAAUCAUUAGUAAUAGACACUCCUUUGUAAGGCAGCUUGAUGAGUUUAAUACACAUGGGAAAUUACUCCUCUGUACAAAGCACAGGAAUUCUCAUUCUAGAGAGAAAUCUUUAGAAUAUGAUAGAACUGGAAAAGCCAUUAGUCCAAAUGACAUAUUUCAGCAUCAAGAUACUCAAAUUCUGAAGCUUUCUUCUGAAUAUAAUGAAUGUGGGAAAGCCUUCAAUGAGGGGGCAACUUUCAUUACCCAUAAGAGAGCAAGCUCAUGGGAGAAGCCCUAUGGAUGUAAUGAACAUGUCAAAGCCUUUUCUGAUAGACCAACAUUCACUGUUCAUCAGGGAACUCAUACAAGGGAGAAUCACUAUGAAUUGAAUGACUGUGGGAGGUGGUCUGUUGGUGAGAAGUCAACUUUAAGUAAGCACCAUGGAGUUAUCAUGGGGAAGAGAUACUAUGAGUGUAUUGAAAGUGAAUAGUUUCAGAAAGAAGUCACUCCUUCAGCGAAUUUAUAAAGGAGAGGAAACCUUUAACUGUUUUGAAGAUUGGGAAGUAUUCUGCAAGAAGCCAAAUUUCAUUCAGCAUCAA